AUGCUUUGGGAGUGGCUAGUUAUGCCGCAAGGACUGAAUAACGCCUCUGCGACAUUCAAUAGAUGCGUCAUGCAUCUAUUGCGUUCGGUGCGCGACUUCGCACCGAGCUACUUCGACGAUGUGUACGUCCACAGCCGAGCUGUGAACGAGAAGACGGACGUCGAGAUGAACAAGGAACGUCUCCAAGAACUGCUUGGGCUCAUGCGCAAGCACAAGCUCUAUGCGAACCUGAAGAAGUGCAUCUUCGGUGCGAGCGAGAUACCCGUGCUAGGGUGUCUCGUUGGGAAGAAUGGUGUACGCCCUGACCCCGAGAAGGUCAGAGUGAUCAAGGAAUGGCCUACGCCAUCCAACGUGAAGGAACUGCGGCAGUUUCUUGGCCUUGCCACGUACUUGUGCAAGUACCUCCUGAAGAAGGAAGCUGCGUGGACAUGGACUGCUAAGUGUCAGCAAGCAUUCGAUGCAGUCAAGCUGGGCUUGACUGAAGCGCCGAUCUUGGCGGUGGCCGAUCAAGAUCGUCCCUUCCACGUAGUACGUGACGCAUCCGACUUUGCGAUCGGAUGUGCAUUAAUGCAACUCGAUCACGAGGGCCGUGAUCGAGCCGUCUAUUACCAGUCACGUCAGCUGAAGCCAGCUGAGCGGAACUACCCAGUACAUGACAAGAAAAUCCUUGCCAUGAAGUAUGCACUCGCGAAGUUCCGAGUGUAUUUACUCAGCAACACGCCGUUCGUGGUCUAUACGGACCACGCGUCGUUGCGAACGGCUGUGAAGUCCCCGCACAUCUCGCAACGAAUGGCGAGAUGGUUGUCCUUCUUCGCGGAGUACAACGUUCGGGUCGAGUACAAACCCGGAAGGUUGAAUGUCGUCGCGGACGCAUUGUCGCGACGACCGGAUUACGAUGUCAAGAUAGCCGACGUCAACCGGAUUGAUGUCGCUCGGACAUACACGCCGUCGUCGCCCUUGUUGGACGAGGUGAAGGCCGCGUAUGCGCAUGACGCAGACGCGAAGCAGCUGAUCGAGUUCCACUCAGCUCCUUCCAACAAACCACGUCGGAAGUUGGCCCCUCGUCUACGAGCGAGUGCACACCGGUAUCGUGUGCACGACGGUCUACUGCUUUACAGCGCUGUAAACGACAAUGCGGAACGCAUUGUCGUGCCAAAUGAACCUGACCUGCGCAGCAGGAUCAUGUACGAGUAUCACAAUACGUACUCUCUUCUCACGCGAGACUUCUACUGGAACCACCAGUACCAGUGGGUGCGCAAGUACGUACGUACUUACGAUGUUUACCAGCGAGUGAAGCCUGCGUCUCACUCGCAGGCUCUUCUACAACCACUGCCGACUCCGUCGGAGUGUUGGGAGUCCGUUUCGAUGGACUUCGUGUUUGAUCUUCCGCGCGAUUCCAGGCGGAAGACUGGUAUUGUGUUCUUUGUGGACCGCUUCAGCAAGAUGGUGCAUCUCGCUGCUGUCGCAGCGGAGGUGACCUCCGUACAGACGGCACGUCUGUUCGUCGACAUGCUCUCAAGUUUGUCCACGAACGACAAGCAGUCGUUCGAUUUGUACAAAAUGCAAUUGCAGCUUCUGCGGAUAGGCAGAAGCUGA
Molecule: messenger RNA, 1596 nt
Organism: Phytophthora megakarya
Lineage: Eukaryota; Oomycota; Peronosporomycetes; Peronosporales; Peronosporaceae
Source: the annotation of a GenBank genome assembly